AUGGCCACUCCCUCUCCGGCGCUGACGGCCGAGGAGCCCCCGCCGCCGCUGCCGGUUGGCGAUCGCGACUAUCGCGCCUGCCGCCGCUGCCGCCUCGUCCUCACCGCCCCGCAGUUCCUCCGCGACGGCUGCCCGGUCUGCGGCACCGCCCCGCCCGGCCGCGAGGAGCUCCACGACGUCACCACCGCCGACUUCGCGAACUUCAUUGGCCUCAUCGCGCCGGAGAAGUCGUGGGUCGCGCGGCUCAUUGGCCGCACAAACUGCCCAAACGGCGUCUUUGCAGCAGCACUCGAUGAUGACGAUGAUGAUGAUAUGGGAGAGGAGGAGGAGGAAGAAGAAGGGGAAGAGGAAGAUGAUGAGGAUGAGGGCAAUGAGCCGCAGCAAGAGGAGGAGGAGGAGGGGGAGGAGAAGAUGCCUCGACCACCUGUCAUGACGGAUGAGGAACUGCUUGCCAUCAAGAAUGAUUAA
Messenger RNA from Trypanosoma theileri, 468 nucleotides. RefSeq lists its product as uncharacterized. Gene Ontology annotation, molecular function: zinc ion binding; RNA polymerase II complex binding. The coding region runs from base 1 to 468 and encodes 155 amino acids. The transcript has a single exon. NCBI's taxonomy places the organism in Eukaryota, Euglenozoa, Kinetoplastea, Trypanosomatida, Trypanosomatidae. Gene Ontology annotation, cellular component: DSIF complex; nucleus. The record is from RefSeq and is a predicted model, not a curated record. Gene Ontology annotation, biological process: mRNA processing; regulation of transcription elongation by RNA polymerase II; positive regulation of DNA-templated transcription, elongation.